Messenger RNA from Bemisia tabaci, 1320 nucleotides. RefSeq lists its product as uncharacterized. Lineage: Eukaryota; Metazoa; Arthropoda; Insecta; Hemiptera; Aleyrodidae. The record is from RefSeq and is a predicted model, not a curated record.
GCCUCAUCGUCACCUGAAAAGAGAGCACUAGUUCCUAUUCCGCUUCCACACACACUGAUUUUCAAUUUUACCGUGUUGUUGAAAGUACAUGUCUUUUCCUUUUGACCGACCAUCGUUAAAGCUCAUCGAAAUAUUAAGUGCAGCAAGAGGAAUUCGACACAACUUUUGGACUUGGAGUUUUUCGCUUAUUAUUUCGAAGUUCGACGUUCAACCGUGCUGAAUGCGCACUGUUGAAUGAAGCCAUGAAGUUUCUGCACAUUUUUGCAGUAUUUUACUACAUCAUUAUCCUAAAAAUUCUAUCUCAUCAUCUCACAGAGGCCAUGCAAUUUUCGCACUCUCUUUCUAAAGGAAAAACUUUUUUACUUUCAAACCUCUCCUCCCGUACGAGACAAUCCUCAGCUUCCAUUGGUGGAUCAUCAUUCAGGACUGACGGCUCGACUGUUGAUGACACCGAGACGCCGCGACAGGGUGCUACGUCAGGGCUGAUGCUAAAUAAAUCCAUCUCGAGUAAACUCAAGUCUGUCUUUUCCAAAAAAUAUAGUCAUCUUAGCAAAGAGGAAAAGGAAGAACUACAAAAGAAACGCGAUGCUGAGGACUUUCGACGAGCAUACGCGUCUAGAACAAGUUAUCGCCAUGAAAAAAAAUGGAGGGAAUGCUGGCAUCACUGCAGGGAUAGCUAUGGCUACUUCGUUGAUCCUAGGACACUAGUAAGCCACACGAUUGCGGAGGAGGAGCUAAUAAUAGAGAAUCAAUGCAUAUUCACGAACCUAAAAUGUGUGUGCAAGUUGUCGCAGCCGCUUUCCGACCUGUUCUUGUUUUGGAGAUUACAGCUUGGAGAUUUUCGGGAAAUGAACAUGAAUUUCAAGAGGAAGGAAGUCUUUGAGUUACUUAAGGUGGAAGGAGUGCAGGUUUACGGUCGCGAGGACUUGAAGAAAUUGGUGUUUGAUAGUUUUCAUAAGCUUGGCGUGGCAUACGACGAAGAAAGUAAAGUUGAGGCGGAGAAGAGAUUGUGGAGAGCACGGCAGAAGAAAACAGCAGCCCAGAACACCCAGUCGAAACGUGAAAGUUCACAAAGACUUGAACUCGAAGAAGAUGAGAAGGAAACAGAGAGUGAGCUAGAAGUAGGUAGCCCACGGAUAAGCUCGGGAAGUAGUCCUCGGAGAAGUCCAGAGGUGAGAGCACGGCAGCGUCCACUGGAUUUACAUGGCGUUUCCCUGGCAACGGAGCCAUAUAGUAACGCAUAGACAUGUAAAUGGACUGCAUUUUGCAAUUUGGAACUAUAAAUUAUAGCCCGGUUUUAAAACAACGUAUAUGCCAUUA